AUGUUCAAAAAAUAUAAAGUACAAGAUAAUCGUCAAAGUGCUAAGAAAAACCUACAACAUCAGGCUGAAAAAAUGCUGAAAUCGAGUGAAAAGAAGUUUGCUCCUGUACCUAUUGGCACUUCUGUACGAAUUGCAGUUCCAGAGGUUGACAGAGGACGUGGUGAUGCCCGAAAUAUUAUAGGUGUAGUUUUCGCUAAAACCGAUGAUGAGCUUUAUCAAAUUGGUACCAAGAACGGAAUCUUAAAACAAUUAUAUUCUCGAUCUCAGAUUAAUGUGUGUCCAAGAGCUCUUCUUGAUGCAGAGGAUGUACCGAGUACGGAGAUAGCACUACGGUCAGUUGCUAACCUACAAUCCACUGGAACCGGCCAGGGAUUUAAAAAGUGCCAUUGCAAGAAAAACUGUACUAAAGCAAGAUGUCUGUGCUAUAAAAAUAAAUUAUUGUGUACUUCCAAGUGCCAUUCCGACUUACCCUGCAAAAAUAAAUAG
This is a messenger RNA of Parnassius apollo (apollo), 486 nucleotides long. NCBI's taxonomy places the organism in Eukaryota, Metazoa, Arthropoda, Insecta, Lepidoptera, Papilionidae. The record is from the annotation of a GenBank genome assembly.